Thalassophryne amazonica is the source of this 2229-nucleotide messenger RNA. RefSeq names its product gastrula zinc finger protein XlCGF57.1-like. The transcript has 4 exons. Gene Ontology annotation, cellular component: nucleus. The coding region runs from base 291 to 1907 and encodes 538 amino acids. The record is from RefSeq and is a predicted model, not a curated record. Lineage: Eukaryota; Metazoa; Chordata; Actinopteri; Batrachoidiformes; Batrachoididae.
UCGAUUUCCUGUUAGCUUCCGAAGCUCCAGCUAGGUAGCCUUAAACGUUGAAAACUUUUCUUAGAGCAGAUUAUCCUUCAUUCUGCAAAUUUCUAAUAUUCUUCUUAAAAAGCUCCAGCCACAAGACGCGACAAUAACCAGACGAAGGGCGAAGUUUGCGCGAAAGCUUAACAGCUGAGGAGGAUGUUGAAACAGCGGCUAACGAAGAGACGCUGGAGUUGUAAGAAAAAAAUUGCAGAGGAAAAAGAGAAAUUUGGUGGAUUAUAAGAAGAAACGAGUCAAAGUGCUGGAUGCUAUUUUCCCUUCUGAAGUUCGCUGUAACAGCAGACAUACAGCAGAUGAGUAACAAAGACGUUCUCCCUGAUCAGCAGGCAGAAAAUCCAUAUGUGGCCCCAAAGGACUCAGAGCCUCCAAAUAUUAAAGAGGAACAGGAGGAUCUGUGGAGUGAAGAUGAAGAAAAACCACAGUCUUUAGAAGGUCAUGGAGAGAACUGUGGAGGAUCACAACCAGCCAGAGACUCGAGUCCACGCCCUCAUUUACACCCACCUGCUGAUGACAUGCAGCCAUUGCUGUUGAUUAAAGAAGAAAUUCUCCCAGAACAGCAGGAGUGGAACCUGAAUGUGCACCAGGAGGACAUUAAAGAUGAAAAACAGAAACGGCCGGGACAGCAGCUUCACCAGAUGGAGAAGGCUGAUAUAGUUAAGAUGCCUUUCACUGCUGCUGUUCCUGUGAAAAGUGAAAAUGAUGAAAAACCACGGUCACGAGUUCAUCAAAGCCAAAGUGAUGACAGCAGAAAUGCUGAGCCUGUAGCCAGCAGCUCAAUGGUACACAGAACACUGACAGCACAAACUGACGGAGAGGACUAUGGAGGACUACAACGAGCCAGCACUUCAGAUUCAUAUUGUCGAUUACAUUCAGAUGCCAGUGGUCAAAGUUCAGACGGUUCUGAAACUGAUGACAGUUGCGAUUGGAAGCAGACAGGAGAACUUCAUUCAGGUUUCAAUUGUAAGAAAAAUUGCAGCGUCACUGUUCAUCAUAGUAGGGGCAACACUACAAAAACACAGUUUCAUUUAUCUGAAGAAGCAUGUGGUCAAAUGAACAAUUUACAGCAAAACACAGGAAAGAAAGCAAGCAAAACACCAUUUAGCUGUCCUGUGUGUGAAAAAAAAUUUGGACUCAAAGGUAGUCUGAUAACACAUGCAAGAACUCAUACAGGAGAGAAACCGUUUGGCUGUUCUGUCUGCAGUAAAAGAUUUGGACGCAAGAGUAUUCUGAUCACACACAUGAGAAUUCAUACAGGAGAGAAACCAUUUGGCUGUUCGGAGUGUGGUAAAACAUUUGGAAAAAAUGGAAGUCUGAUAACACACAUGAGAGUGCAUACAGGAGAGAAACCUUUUGGCUGUGCUGAGUGUGGUAAAACAUUUGGACAUAACAGCGAUUUGAACAAACAUAUGAGAAUUCAUACGGGACAGAAACCAUUUGGCUGUCCUGAGUGUGGUCAAAGAUUUGGACGAAAUGGAAAUCUGAUCACACACAUGAGAGUUCAUACCGGAGAAAAACCAUUUAGCUGUCCUGAGUGUGAUAAAAGAUUUGGACAGAAGGGCCAUCUAAUCACACAUAUAAGAGUUCACAAAGGAGAGAAACCAUAUGCCUGUUCUGAGUGUAGUAAAAGAUUUGGAGGAAGGAGCCAUCUUGUCACACACAUGCGAAUUCAUACAGGAGAGAAACCAUUUCACUGUUCUGAGUGUGGUAAAAGAUUUGGACAGAAGGGCAAUCUGAUGACACACAUGAGAAUGCAUAAAGGACAGAAACCAUUUCGCUGUUCUGAGUGUGGUAAAACAUUUGGUCAUAAGUGCAGUUUGAUAAUACACACGAGAAUUCAUGCAGGAGAGAAAAUUAAUAAAUAGUAAACCAUCUGCUAUUCAUGGAUGACAUUAAGUCUUUGCAGAUUCAGAUCCGGGACUCAGUGGAAACAGUCCAUAUGUUGGUUAUCCAAGGACAUCAGCAUGGGAAUUGGACUGAAUAAAUGAAUGCACAAUCAGAAAAUGUAGGAAAGUAACAGCAGAAAAUAUACACUUGGGUGAGGGGAGCUAUGUUGAUUUGGCUAAGGGCUCUGCAUAUAAAUACCUGGGAAUAAAAGAAUAUACUACAAUAGAACAUAAGAAAAUGUGAGAGAGUAACACAAGAAUACCUAAACCACUUAGAAACGAUGUACAGUGGGGUAAAAAG